UGAAAACUAUCAAAGAGUCUCAAUUUGCCCUCGUCGUUUUCUCAAAGAGUUAUGCUACACCAAGGUGGUACUUGGAUGUACUAGUGAAGAUCAUGGAAUCCAAGGAUGAAUACGUACAAACUGUCAUACCAUUAUUCUAUGAUGUGGAUCCAUCAGAAGUUCAAAAGCAAAUGGAGAGCUUUGCUGAAGCGUUUGACAAAUACGAAUCAAAUUAUAAGGAUGAUGUUGAGGGAAUGCAGAAGGUGCAAAGAUGGAGGACUGCCCUAACUGAAGCAGCCAAACUCAAAGGAUAUGACAUCCGCCAAUGGACUCGAUCAAACUGUAUUCAGCAUAUUGUUGAUCAAAUUUCGUCCAAAUUAUGCAAGACUUAAAUUCCACCAUUUUUUAGUAGG
Messenger RNA from Solanum stenotomum, 392 nucleotides. Its product is annotated as TMV resistance protein N-like. Gene Ontology annotation, biological process: signal transduction. The record is from RefSeq and is a predicted model, not a curated record. NCBI's taxonomy places the organism in Eukaryota, Viridiplantae, Streptophyta, Magnoliopsida, Solanales, Solanaceae. Bases 93 to 371 code for a protein of 92 amino acids. The transcript has 2 exons.